AUGGAGUUGCUCUCUUCUUUGCUGCCCGGGUCAGCUCCAGCACCCAAGCUGGGCCAAUUGCCAACGGAAAUGCUCGACUUUACGCUCCUCAAAACAACAGGCACCCUUGCACCACGCCUCGGCCGCCUGUCGCUGCCCAAGCGCAGGAACAUGCUGACGCCGGGCUUCAUUGGCAACACAUCACGCGGCGUCAUCCCUCACAUAUCACAGGACAACUUCUCAAAAAGCCUCGGCCUUGACGGCGUCUACGUCGCGCUGGAAGACUUCAUUGAGAAGAUACCGCAGAAGACACCGCCUGUCUUCCAGUACGACGUCCCCGAGCCGUUGCGCAAGUUCAUCGCUCUCCCCCAGGAUACCCUCCUCGUCCUCGGCCCGCGCCGCAACCCGCCCAUCCCCUCGCCCAUACACAGCACCAACAGAGAGCUGGGCGUCUUGACCUCGGUCGGCUUCAAGGCCCUCAGCUCCGAGUACUAUGCCGCUGCCGCGCGGAAGCUGCAGCCAGACAUCGUCAUUGGCUUGGCGGACAUUCCAUACGGCCAGGAAACCGUGGGGAUUAAGCGGAAGGACAAGAUGAGCGACCGCACGGAGACGUGGGUACGGGAUAUCAUCGCCAAAAAGGCUACGCUGGACGAAGAAGAGCCCAGCUGGAGCAUUUUCGCGCCCAUUCUGCCCAUCGACCGCGACCUGCAGAGCUGGUACCUCGAACACCUAGUCGACGAUAUGGCCGACAAGAUUUCUGGCGUCGCCAUCUACGAGGCCUACCUGCUCGAUGACCUGCCUGAAGAACUGCACCGCUUGCCGCGCCUCUCCUUCCAUGCGCCCGCCAGCCCGCAGGAAAUCCUGCGCCAGGCAGGAUUAGGUAUGGAUAUCUUCACCGUUCCAUUCCUGACAGAUGCAACGGAUGCCGGUAUUGCGCUGAAUUUCACCUUCCCUGCAGCCCCAAAAGACACCACUUCCAGCUCCCGGCAAGACUUAGGACUAGAUAUGUGGUCAGACGUACAUGCUACCUCGGUCACGCCACUAAGCGAGGGGUGCGAGUGCUACGCCUGCAAAAAACACCACAGAGCAUACAUCCAGCACCUCCUCGCUGCCAAGGAAAUGUUGGGAUGGGUGUUGAUCCAAGUUCACAACCACGCCGUGCUCUCUUCCUUCUUCGCCGGCGUGCGCAAGUCCAUCGACGCAGACACAUUCGACGCCGACGUCACCGCCUUUGAGCGAUACUACGAGUCUACACUGCCCGAGAAGACAGGACAAGGCCCCAGAGUCAGAGGCUACCAAUUCAAAGCCGAGGAACACGCCAAGCCCGAGAAAAAGAACCAGAGAGUAUUCACAAAAUACGACGACGCAAAGAUUGCUGAGCUUAGACUAGCCGCUGCGCAUGGACAGCAGCCUGGCUCCAAGCCGGCGAUGCGAGACGUCAUUGACGAUGAAGCGCUGGUCGGACUGGUAGGGCUAGGAGAGGUGGAUGUCGAUGGCGCGCGCCAGGUCGAGAGCUUGAGCCUGGAAGAUGAUACAACAAAGCGGUGA
This is a messenger RNA of Ascochyta rabiei, 1527 nucleotides long. RefSeq names its product tRNA-guanosine(34) preQ(1) transglycosylase. The transcript is spliced from 2 exons. Gene Ontology annotation, molecular function: tRNA-guanosine(34) queuine transglycosylase activity. The coding region runs from base 1 to 1527 and encodes 508 amino acids. The record is from RefSeq and is a predicted model, not a curated record. Lineage: Eukaryota; Fungi; Ascomycota; Dothideomycetes; Pleosporales; Didymellaceae.